AGGCGGCAGCGGCGGCGGCGGCGGCGGCGGUGGCAGCGGCGGCAGCAGCGGCAGAGGCAGACUAGGUGCACUUGUCACCCACCUCCACCCACCACCGCCGACAUAUUGUUGAGUGUGUGUUGCGCUCUGCAUGGCUCCUACAACCUCAGUAUAGCUCCCUCACUGGCGGAUUUCUCACCUCUUCACCCCCUUCAUCCACCCCUGCCGCAGAGAUGACGCAGAUGUUACCUAUAAGGUUCCAGGAGCACCUACAGCUCACUAAUGUAGGGAUUCAGGCAUCCAACAUUGGGUUUAAUACCCUCACUAUGGAGUCGGACAAGUUUAUCUGUGUUCGAGAGAAGGUGGGAGAAACUGCUCAGGUUGUGAUUAUUGACAUGGCCGAUCCAACUAACCCCAUCCGACGCCCUAUCUCGGGAGAUUCAGCAAUAAUGAAUCCAGCUUCAAAAGUUAUUGCUCUAAAAGCUCAGAAAACCUUGCAGAUUUUCAACAUAGAGAUGAAAACCAAAAUUAAAGCUCAUACAAUGGACACUGAAAUACAGUUUUGGAAGUGGAUAUCCACCAAUAAGUUGGCACUUGUGACAGAAACUGCAGUUUAUCACUGGAGUAUGGAUGGUGAUGCUCAACCACAGAAGAUGUUUGAUCGCCAUAGCAGCCUGAAUGGUUGCCAAAUUAUAAACUAUCGCACAGAUGCUAAACAGAAUUGGCUUCUGCUAAUUGGUAUUUCUGCACAACAAAACCGUGUAGUGGGUUUCAUGCAACUAUAUAGCAUUGACAGGAAAGCUAGCCAACCUAUUGAGGGUCAUGCUGCAGGUUUUACAACAUUUAAGAUGGAAGGUAAUGCGGAGCCAUCAACCCUGUUUUGUUUUGCUGUGCGCAAUGCUCAAGGUGGUAAACUACACAUCAUUGAAGUAGGACAACCAGCAGCUGGCAAUCAGCCUUUCACAAAAAAAAAUGUAGAUGUAUUCUUCCCACCUGAGGCACAGAAUGACUUCCCUGUGGCUAUGCAGGUUAGCUCGAAGCACGAUGUCAUCUAUUUGAUCACAAAGUAUGGGUAUGUCCACCUUUAUGACAUCGAGAGUGGCACCUGUAUUUUCAUGAACCGAAUCAGUGGAGAUACCAUCUUUGUCACAGCACCCCAUGAGCCAUCCAGUGGUAUCAUUGGUGUCAACCGUAAGGGACAGGUUCUGAGUGUGAGUGUAGAUGAGGAGAACAUCAUUCCAUAUAUUAAUAAUGUGCUACAAAAUCCAGACCUAGCACUCAGAAUUGCAACAAGGAACAACCUUGCUGGAGCGGAAGAUCUGUUUGUGCGAAAGUUUAACACCCUUUUCCAGAAUGGUCAGUACAGUGAAGCAGCCAAGGUAGCUGCUAAUGCACCCAAAGGUGUACUGCGUACACCCCAAACUAUCCAGAGAUUCCAACAAGUACCAGCUCAGCCUGGACAGACUUCACCACUGCUUCAGUACUUUGGAAUUCUUCUAGAUCAGUCUCACUUGAACAAAUUUGAAUCACUAGAACUAUGUAGACCAGUAUUGGCCCAAGGUCGUAAGAAUUUGCUAGAAAAAUGGCUAAAAGAGGAUAAAUUAGAAUGUUCAGAAGAGCUAGGUGAUCUUGUAAAACAAGCAGAUCCAACUCUUGCACUCUCUGUGUACUUGAGGGCAAAUGUACCAAACAAAGUGAUUCAGUGCUUUGCUGAGACUGGUCAGUUCCAAAAAAUUGUGCUCUAUGCUAAAAAAGUUGGGUACACUCCAGAAUACGUUUUCUUGUUAAGAAAUGUUAUGCGUGUGAAUCCAGAUCAGGGUCUCGCAUUUGCUCAGAUGUUGGUGCAAGAUGAUGAACCCAUGGCUGAGGUUAACCAGAUUGUGGAUAUAUUCUUGGAGUCGAAUUUGAUUCAGCAAUGUACAGCCUUCCUGCUUGAUGCUCUGAAGAAUAAUCGUCCCACAGAAGGUCCCCUACAGACUCGUCUCUUAGAAAUGAACCUGAUGUCUGCCCCACAAGUGGCAGAUGCAAUUCUUGGUAACCAAAUGUUCACUCACUAUGAUCGUGCACACAUUGCUCAGCUGUGUGAGAAGGCUGGUUUGUUACAGCGUGCCUUGGAACAUUAUACAGACAUGUAUGACAUUAAGAGGGCUGUUGUUCACACACAGUUGUUGAACCCUGAGUGGCUUGUGAACUACUUUGGCUCCUUGUCUGUUGAGGAUUCUUUAGAGUGUUUGAAAGCAAUGCUUACUGCCAAUCUCCGCCAGAAUCUCCAAAUUGUAGUUCAGAUUGCUACUAAAUACCAUGAGCAGCUGACAACCAAUGCCCUUAUUGACUUGUUUGAGUCUUUCAAGUCAUUUGAAGGCCUUUUCUAUUUCCUGGGAUCAAUUGUCAACUUCUCGCAAGAACCUGAAGUUCACUUCAAAUACAUUCAGGCAGCAUGUAAAACUGGACAAAUUAAGGAGGUCGAGAGAAUAUGCCGUGAAUCCAACUGCUACAACCCUGAACGUGUGAAGAACUUCUUGAAGGAGGCAAAACUGACUGAUCAGUUGCCACUUAUCAUAGUUUGUGAUCGCUUUGACUUUGUCCACGACUUGGUGCUCUACCUCUACCGCAAUAACCUGCAGAAAUACAUUGAGAUAUACGUUCAGAAGGUCAAUCCAUCACGUCUACCUGUUGUUGUUGGUGGUCUGCUGGACGUUGAUUGUGCCGAGGAUGUAAUAAAACAACUGAUCAUGGUUGUUCGAGGACAGUUCUCAACAGAUGAAUUAGUGGAAGAGGUUGAGAAAAGAAACCGCCUGAAGCUUCUCUUAACAUGGCUGGAAUCACGAAUCCACGAAGGAGUCUCUGAAUCAGCCACUCAUGAUGCCAUUGCCAAAAUUUAUAUUGAUUCCAAUAACAAUCCUGAAAGGUUCUUGAGAGAAAACCAGAACUAUGACAGCAAAGUUGUUGGAAAGUACUGUGAAAAGCGAGAUCCUCACCUUGCUUGCAUUGCAUAUGAACGUGGCCAGUGUGACCGAGAGCUGAUCAAUGUUUGCAAUGAGAACUCCCUAUUCAAGUCCGAGGCAAGAUACCUUGUGAGGAGAAGAGACCCCGAAUUGUGGGCUGAGGUUCUCCAGGAGUCAAAUCAGUACAGGAGACAGCUUAUUGACCAGGUCGUGCAAACUGCAUUGUCGGAGACCCAAGAUCCGGAGGAUAUAUCUGUUACCGUGAAAGCUUUCAUGACUGCUGACUUGCCCAAUGAACUCAUCGAACUCCUGGAAAAAAUUGUGCUUGACAAUUCAGCAUUCAGUGAUCACAGGAACCUUCAGAACCUGCUGAUUUUAACUGCCAUAAAGGCUGAUCACACUCGUGUUAUGGACUACAUCACUCGUCUUGAUAACUAUGAUGCACCUGACAUUGCCAAUAUUGCCAUUGGCAACCAGCUUUAUGAAGAAGCCUUUGCUAUAUUCAAGAAGUUUGAUGUGAAUACUUCUGCUAUUCAGGUUUUGAUUGAGCAUAUUGUCAACCUGGACCGGGCCUACGAGUUUGCUGAACGGUGUAAUGAGAGUGCAGUAUGGAGCCAGUUAGCUAAAGCUCAGCUUCAGCAGUCAUUGGUGAAAGAAGCUAUUGACUCUUUCAUUAAGGCAGAUGACCCAACUGCUUACAUUGAUGUUGUUGACACUGCACACAGGACAGGUCACUGGGAAGACUUGGUUCGCUACCUGGUUAUGGCACGUAAAAAGGCUCGGGAAUCAUAUGUUGAGAGCGAAUUAUGUUAUGCAUAUUCCAAAACCAACAGGCUAGCAGAUCUGGAGGAAUUUAUUGCUGCUCCUAAUCAUGCUGAUAUACAGAAGAUUGGUGACCGGUGUUUUGAUGAUGGCAUGUAUGAAGCUGCAAAGCUCCUUUACAAUACAAGAACUUGGAAAGAAGUAUGCUUCGCAUGUGUAGACAAUGAACAAUUCCGUUUGGCUCAAAACUGUGGCCUUCAUAUUGUUGUCCAUGCUGAUGAACUGGAAGAUCUCAUAAACUAUUACCAGGACCGUGGAUAUUUUGACGAGUUGAUUAACUUGCUAGAGGCUGCUUUGGGGUUGGAACGUGCUCAUAUGGGUAUGUUCACAGAACUUGCCAUUCUUUACUCAAAGUACAAGCCAGAGAAGAUGAGAGAACACCUCGAGUUGUUCUGGUCCAGGGUCAACAUUCCAAAAGUUUUACGUGCAGCAGAGCAAGCACAUUUAUGGGCUGAGCUUGUAUUCCUGUAUGACAAAUAUGAGGAGUAUGAUAAUGCUGCUCUCACCAUGAUGGCUCACCCUACAGAAGCCUGGCGAGAGUCUCAUUUUAAAGAUGUCAUCACAAAAGUUGCCAAUAUUGAGUUGUACUAUAAAGCCAUCCAAUUUUACUUAGAUUACAAACCAAUGCUACUGAAUGAUUUGUUGCUAGUCCUCUCGCCAAGGAUGGACCAUACAAGAGCUGUCAGCUUCUUUACUAAGGCCAAUCAUUUGAAACUGGUUAAGGGUUACCUAAGAUCAGUUCAGUCGCUGAAUAACAAAGCUAUCAAUGAGGCACUUAACUCGUUACUCAUUGAAGAAGAAGACUACACUGGCUUAAGGACUUCCAUUGAUGCAUUUGACCACUUUGACAACAUUGCUUUGGCACAAUCCCUAGAGAAACAUGAUUUGAUUGAGUUCCGCAGAAUUGCUGCAUACCUGUACAAAGGCAACAAUAGGUGGAAACAGUCUGUGGAGCUGUGCAAAAAGGAUAAGCUAUUUAAGGAUGCCAUGGAAUAUGCUGCUGAAAGCAAGAAUUCUGAUACUGCAGAAGAACUUCUACAAUGGUUCCUGGAAAAUGGCAAUUUCGAUUGUUUUGCUGCUUGCCUUUUCCAUUGUUAUGAUCUCCUCCAUCCUGAUGUAAUAUUAGAACUGGCAUGGAGGCAUAAUAUCAUGGACUUUGCCAUGCCUUAUUUAAUUAAUGUAAUGAGAGAGUAUGUCACAAAGGUAAACAAACUGGAAGACAUCGAGAAACAUAGGUCAGAAGAAAAUGAAACUAAUGAGAGCAAGCCUAUGAUGAAUAUGAUUGGUGAGCCUCAGCUUAUGAUCACAGCUGGCCCGGGCAUGAUGGGACCAGGCUACUCCAACGCUGGUUACGCUAACAACAUUAACUACGGUGCUGGCAUGCCAUCCUACCAAGGUUACAGCAUGUAAACACUAAUUCAAGAUUCUCCAAAAAUUAAGACCAGUGUGAAAACUUUUCAGGUUGGUUCGUUAGUAACAAUAGACACUGAUUUAUCAAGGCUACAGCUUGUAACUAAUAAGAGCCUCCCAAAAUAUUCCAUAAGUUUGCCAGUUGUAAAAUAAACCAAGUUGACUACUCCAGGGAUGUGUGUCCAAAUUCUGCCUCUAGAAUUCUGCAAGUUAAUUAAGGUAUAAAUGAGGGAGAAUUUGUGGUGUCAGGUGAGCAAACUAAAGCUUAUUGUUGAGUAGUGUGUGGUUAGCAUGAGGAUGAAUGAGUGUUGUAGAGGCAUUCAGGUCAUUCAGUUGGCUGAUCCACAGAUAGUCAUCCUGUUAUUCAAUAGCUGUCCUCCAGUUGGAUUUGUAAGAAAUUUGUGGAGGUGUGGGGGCAAGACAUGCUGCCUCAUACUAUAUUUUCUUUUCCUUUGAAUGCUGUGGUGUAAAAAAAAAACAGAUAUAACUACUGUUUCCCAUUGUAUAUAGUUUAUCCCAUCAUGACUUGGCUGAAUGUGAUGUAGUAUUGUUUUACCUGUUCCUCUUAUGAUGAUUUAUGAUUGGUGUCUCAGUAUGUUACAGUUGACUUAGGAUUAUAAUUAGAUUAUGUAUAUAUAAAUUGAUAAGAUUGAUUAAACAUAAUAUUCCUGGUGAAACAUGUUCUGUAAACAUAGGUGUGAUGUUGUGGACUAAAGAUUGGGCAUUCACCUGUCUACAUCAAACCAUUCCUAAAACUUAACCGAUUAGUAAGGUGUAAUGCCUUAUCUUCCCAGUCCAAAUGAAGAUAGAAUGUGAAAUAACUGAAGCUUUGUCCAUUGUGUGCCUUCAAAUAGCCGAUGGAAGAAGGCUUUACAAAGACUGUUCUUUAUCAAUGAGAUAUUGCUUUCCAAAGGCCAAUGGUCUGUGUUCAAUGGUUGUUCAUUAGUAAUGUAGGUUACUUCCAAUUGGUAUGGCUAGAGCAGCUCUCCCUUGGAACAGCCUACCUCAUUGAAAUUGAAAGCCUUGUUUCUACCUUUGGCACCAUUUUGGUGGCUAUCGAAUUCAUCUGAUAAGAGGUCUAUCUUUGUUUUAAAAUAUGCAAAGGAUUUGAUUGCUAAUCAAAGCCUUAAUGGUGAAUAUAAUGUGAUGGCCAGCAUUACAGUGUGGUAUAGGGGGUGAGACUAGUAUCCAAGUGUAAAUUUGAAAGUUAUCUAAUGUUUGAUAAUGAAGAACCACUGCAUUCUUACCUAUCACCUCCACUUUUUAUUUAAAUUUUUUAUAGAAAAUUCUUUUUCUAACAGUAGGAAACAUCUGUGGACAUUAAAAGCUUCAAUUAUAUUUAGUAUCUUUAUAGUUAAUUAUUGAGAAUUGUAUUUUUUAAGUUAUAGACUAUUGAGAGUUUUAAAAAGUAUUUAUUAUUCAUAGGGAACAUUGUUUUGCAUGUACAUUUGUGUGGUGAAGAAGCCGAUCCACUCCAGCCAGGCUUUGAGACUUCUCUUGACUCCUAACAUUCAGUGGUUGCCUCAAACUUAGAGCAUAUGUAGUGUGGCCACAUGUCAAGUUUAAAUAAACACCUCCCACAUGA
This is a messenger RNA of Cherax quadricarinatus, 6741 nucleotides long. The record is from RefSeq and is a predicted model, not a curated record. NCBI's taxonomy places the organism in Eukaryota, Metazoa, Arthropoda, Malacostraca, Decapoda, Parastacidae.